Molecule: messenger RNA, 438 nt
Organism: Vespula pensylvanica (western yellowjacket)
Lineage: Eukaryota; Metazoa; Arthropoda; Insecta; Hymenoptera; Vespidae
Exons: 2
Coding region: 61-420 (119 amino acids)
Source: RefSeq, a predicted model, not a curated record
UUAGAUUGUUGUUGGAAAAGAAUAACAAAGUUAACAAAAGAAAGAUAAGAUUUAGCAAUCAUGGUAUUUUCUUUUAGCAAGGCUGCGGUAAAUUUCCGCACUUUGAACGCGUUUAUUCCGUUUAACUCACGAAGUGAUAUUACAAGGGAACAAGUCCAGUACGGAGUCGAGUACAAGCCAGCGAGCAUGUCGGCCAAAGAGUGGAGUGCCGUUGCUAACUUGAUUUUUCUCAGAAAGACGCUUUCACGAGAGAACCGUAGGGAAAGGGAACGACGUUUGGAUAUCGCUGAAAGAGGCUGCUGUGAUGGUCUUCGUGAAGCUUCGAAGAGGAUGGGCAACCAAUUUUUAUUUCAACGAGCAGUUAUUACCAUCAUAAAAUGUACGUUCACGGAACGUGCUCUCACCGACGAUAUUAAUUAAACCCGACUUCGAAUCGUC